This is a messenger RNA of Polychytrium aggregatum, 2208 nucleotides long. RefSeq lists its product as uncharacterized. The record is from RefSeq and is a predicted model, not a curated record. The coding region runs from base 145 to 1974 and encodes 609 amino acids. Lineage: Eukaryota; Fungi; Chytridiomycota; Chytridiomycetes; Polychytriales. The transcript has 7 exons.
CGUCGAUCUCUCCGCCUACCAGAGUCCCUGUUGUCCAUCUCCCUGACCACCGGCACCCCCGGAUCCCAAGUGCAUCUCUCUCCUGCGCCUGGCUUCCUGCCUGUCUGCUCCAUCGCCACCGCCACCACCGCCGUCGCCGUCGCCAUGUCUCAGCCCCAGUCCGCUCCCGCGACCAAGACCCAGGAUUCCAGGGCCGAUUCGAGCAACCAGUGGCGAUCGGUGCCCUCGAGCCGCCACAAGUCCUCGCAUGCCGACUCUCAGGGCUCGGCUCCUGCCUCUCUUCCUCCCUUCAAAACCGUCGUGCGUGGUCGGGCCCAGCGUGGUCGCCCUGGCAAGAAGGACUACUCCAGGCCCCACGAUUCGGCCCAACAUCCGUCUACCCAUGCCGCAGAUGCUGCUCCCAAACCUGGUGCCAUCGGCAGCUUUGGCAAGUCACAGUCGGCUUCCUUUGCAUCGGUCUUGAGACACAAUGUCGCCACCCGGCCUGCCCAUUCGGCCCCGCGACAGGAUAGAUCCGAGGCCGUUCCCAUCACCGAGCCCAAGGCCGAUCCCCAGUCUGCCCUGCUCUCCACCUCCAUCAAGAGCGACCACUCGGACUCGGACGGAAACGAUUCGGAUGGUGCCGCCUCGGAGGCCGGCGAGGUUGCUCCCGCUGCCCCUCCCACCUUCUGGAACCCAAUUGUCUUCCACUGCCCGAUGCCCAACUGCCCUCCCAACACCCUGCCCGUCACCGACCCCAACGUUGCCCUCGAGCAUCUGAAGCAGGACCACCAAAUCGUCUUCAAGGACUACCACCAUGUCAUGCCCUAUCUUGAAAAGUACGUCAACUACUGGGCCAGUCGGCUCAACGAGACCUCGCUCGAUCAAGUUGCUGCCCUGACCCUCGAGACAAACCAAAGUGGCGAUCCCAUCUAUUCGUUUGGCGAAGAAUCGAAUCAGGAAGACAAGGAGCUGCGUGAUCGCUUGCAGCGAGAAAAGCUGAAUGAGAUGCUUGCCAUCCAAGAGCGCGAGCGCCACCACGAUUCGGCGCUCCCCCGAAAGUGUCUCUUCUGCAAGCUCGUCUGCGACAACCGAUCUGCGCUGUUCAAGCACAUGUUCAACGAACAUGGUUUCAACAUUGGUCUCCCCGACAACCUGGUUGAGGUCAACGAGUUUCUGGACACCUUGCAGACCAAGCUUAGUGGACUCCAGUGCCUCUACUGCGAAAAGAUCUUCAAGACUAGCGCUGUUCUGCGCAAGCAUAUGCGAAAGAAGAAGCAUUUCAAAAUCAACCCCCGCAACCACUCCUAUGACCGGUUCUACAUCAUCAAUUACCUCGAGCCGGGCAAGAACUGGGAGUCCUUCGAGAACGACAAGUACGAUAGCGAUGAGGAGCGCAGAGAAAAUGAUGAGUGGGAGGACUGGGACGAACCCGUUGAAAUGGAGGCCACGAUGUGUUUCUUUGAUGAAACCAUGUUCCCGACUCCCGAAGAAUGCAGCGAGCACCUCAAGAGCCACCACGACUUUGACCUCAAGCGCAUCUCGCUGGAUCGUAGCCUCGACUUUUACGGUCUGAUCCGGCUCAUCAACUACAUCCGCCGCGCAACAUCGCUGUCCAAGUGUUUCUCGUGCGACCUCGAGCUCUCAUCCAUGGCCGAGCUUGUGGAGCACUUCCAGAGCUCUGGGCAUGCCUCGGAGCAGGCCAUCCCAGCCAGCGACGGGGUUUUCUGGAGCGACCCACAGUUCCUGUUCCCGACGUAUGAGAAUGACCCUCUGCUCUCGUACGUCGGGGGCGAGGUCAUGGAUGAGGACGACGACGAGUGCGUCCCCGGUGGCAAAGAGGUUGGCGGUGUGCUCGCCGAGGACGAUAUCCGUCAAUUGGCGCUCAAGAAGCACCUGAUCUCUCCAGACGAUGCCCAGGACGAUGCCAUGGAUGAGUCUGCGGCUGGCGAAGACGCCCCCGAGGACGAUGCCGAUGUCGAAGUUGCCCUCUGAUCAAGCUCGCCAUCCGAUCGCCCUUACCCUCAUGUCCGCUCGACUCGCUCAAUCAAGCACAGUCUGGGGUUUGCGUCGUGUGUCAAUUCUCCGGCCGCGGCAGUCACAAGUGACUCCAUUCAACCCGUGUGCAACCCCCUCAACUCCAUGGCCACUUCCCCCCCCCUGACAACCCCAUUUCGUGACUUUCAGCACAGUGUGCUCGCAGUAAAUACAGUCUGUACAUGUUCGCCA